Messenger RNA from Carassius carassius (crucian carp), 1577 nucleotides. RefSeq names its product rhomboid domain containing 3 (gene rhbdd3). Gene Ontology annotation, molecular function: protein binding; serine-type endopeptidase activity. The record is from RefSeq and is a predicted model, not a curated record. Bases 289 to 1341 code for a protein of 350 amino acids. Gene Ontology annotation, cellular component: membrane. The transcript is spliced from 5 exons. NCBI's taxonomy places the organism in Eukaryota, Metazoa, Chordata, Actinopteri, Cypriniformes, Cyprinidae.
CUGUCAAAAUAAAAGGCUUCGUAAAUAACAUUGGAUAUUGGUGUAGCUUAGUCUUAGCCUACUUGUUUAUUAUUAUUUAAAUUAUUAUAACAAAUUGGAUAUUUGUGCACUUUGUAGUAAGUACUCUCAUCGUUAGAUGAAGUAUGUGUUAAAACAGACAGCAAUAUGCCAGCGUCGUAAACUGAAAUGAAAUUGGAAACAUGAAUACAUACACUAUGAUAUUCCUGCCUAUUUAGAUAUACACUUGUAAUGUUAGCAACUGUCAGGUGAUGCGUUUUUCAUUUUACAAUGCUUGAUCAUCUCUUUUCGGCAUGGAUGUGGUUUGGAUCAAACCGUCCAGGUUAUUGUAGUGGAACGUUUUUAAUACUCCUGUUAAUUUUGUCGACUUGGCUCUGUGGUAUUCACGCCAGCCUAAGUUUAGGACCAGGCGGGGAUUUUCCUGGAUUUUAUGAUUUCAUCUUCUACGCAUUCAGUAAUGAGGAGUUGACCUCAUUUCUCUACAACAUCACUCUGCUGCUGUGGCUCGGGCCCUGCCAGGAGAGAAGAUGGGGCACUUUUGUCUUCCUAGCCCUCUCCUUUAUCUCUACUGUGCUCCUUCCUCCUAUUUAUUCACUUUUUCUCUUUGUUACUGGGGAUGAAGCCAGCAGGGUCAGUGGUUACUCAGCCAUACACCUUGCCCUCCUCACAGCUCAGUGUCGGCAGGUGAAGCAGAGGAGAGUCUUGCGCUUUGUUCCUGUCUGGUCCUUGCCUUGGCUGCUCUUGAUCCUCGACUUCUUCCUGCUUCCCGGUGCUCCUGGCCUGCUGCACUUUUAUGCCAUUUGCCUGGGUCUCAACUACAAUAAUGAGUUUAUUGAAAUACUGGAGCAGAUAGAGAAGCUGGGUGCUUGUGCCUGCUUGCCAAAAUGGGCUUACAUCUCAGUUACCUCUCAUCCACACCUGCCUCUUUACCUCAACACCUCAAUAAGACCAGAACCAUCAACCAGCAGAUCCCAGUUGGAAGAUCAUUCUGCAUGGCAGCAUUCUGUGUCUGAGUGGCAUCAGGAGCCUUUGAUGGCAACCGAUUCACAGCUGUUAGAGGAGGAGAUGCUGAGAGCAGGGAUACUAGCAUCACUCCAUGACGCACCUGAAGGUGUUGAAGACAAAGUGGAAGUAUCCAAGUCCUCGGUGUCCUCUAUACGGUUGCAACAGCUAGAGAGGAUGGGCUUCCCCACAGAGAAAGCUGUUGUGGCUCUGGCUGCUACAGGACAGCUGGAUGGAGCAAUCUCUUUGCUCAUUGAUGAUCAGAUUGGGGAGGAGGCUGUGGUCAUCUCAAAAGGAAAGAAGUCAUCAUCAGCGUCGUAGCUCACUGAUACUGCUUCAAAUGAAAGCUGGAUUAUAAAGGAUUGCUCUAUAUCAUUCCAUUAUUUAAGCAACUGUUCUACCAUAAAUGAAAAUUUGCUGAAAAUUCACUCACUCUCAGGGCAUCCAAAAUGAUGAUUAGUUUGUGUCUUCACUGGAACAGAUUUGGAGAAAUUUAGUAUUACAUCCCUUGGGUGCCAUAAGAAUGAGAGUCCAAACAGCCAAUAAAAACAUCACAU